This is a messenger RNA of Nymphaea colorata (pocket water lily), 1668 nucleotides long. Its product is annotated as RHOMBOID-like protein 12, mitochondrial. Bases 71 to 991 code for a protein of 306 amino acids. Lineage: Eukaryota; Viridiplantae; Streptophyta; Magnoliopsida; Nymphaeales; Nymphaeaceae. The transcript is spliced from 8 exons. The record is from RefSeq and is a predicted model, not a curated record. Gene Ontology annotation, cellular component: membrane. Gene Ontology annotation, molecular function: serine-type endopeptidase activity.
AGAAGUAAGAGUCGACUUCAGCUUCUCUUUCGUCUUCUCCUUCGUCGGAAGCCAAAGAGCAAGAGGAAAAAUGAAGAGGCUUGUUCUCGCUGGAACCCUGAAGCGUGUUGGGAAGUCGUCGUCGGAAGUUCUGCUCUUCCGGAACUAUCUGUCUCCGAGUCCCGCGGAUAUCCGGGUUUCUCCCGGUAACUUUCCGCCUCUUCUGGCCAGAACCGAUGGGAUCUCUGGGGCCAUCUCUAGGAAUUUCGCCGGCUUUCGCCCACAUAAUCCUAGCCCCGCUUCUGGAUUCUCCUUUUCCGGCAGGUUUCUGAAGGACGGGAUCCCGGCGGCGGUAGUUCGCUCCUUUGGAGUGAGUUCAUCGAGGUCUUUCAUGAGUCGAGCAUAUGGAUCCUGGAGAAAUUAUCGGGGUUCAACCAUCUUGUCAUUUGACACUGGAGGAGCUGCUGUAGGACUAAUUGCUGCCAAUGUUGCUGUUUAUUUUUUAUGGCGGAUCAUGGGUCCUGAUUUUAUGAAGAAUAAUUUCAUGAUUUCAGUGGAGAACUUGAGGAAUGGUCGCUUGCAUACAUUGGUGACUUCUGCUUUCAGUCAUGUAGAGCUUGGGCACCUUUUUUCAAACAUGAUAGGCCUUUACUUUUUUGGCACAUCAAUUGAAAGAUUGCUUGGACCUAGGUUUCUGCUGAACCUCUAUAUAGCAGGUGCUGUCUGUGGCUCAGUGUGCUUUUUGGCUCACAAAUUCUUCAUGGUUCGAAACUCCAAGGGCAUAUCAUCAAAAUAUUGGAGAUAUACUACUGGACUGGGAGCUAGUGGGUCCGUCAAUGCUAUCAUCCUACUCGACAUAUUUCUCUUUCCUCGGGCCGUGCAUUAUAUUCAAUUUGUUAUUCCAGUACCUGCAAUGCUUCUGGGAGCUUUCUUGAUUGGCGGUGACCUAUUGAGAGUUUAUCAGUUUCCACAGAUAAGUGUUCCUUUGAAGCUUUUCUCAUAUGUUGAUUGACAGGGAGAUCCUCACAUAUCGGGCUCAGCACACCUUGGUGGUGCUCUAGUUGCUGCAUUAGCAUGGGCAAGGAUCAGGAAGCGCUGGUUUUGAAUUGAUAUUUCCUUUUUUCUGGUAAGUGUUGUUUCAUAUUAAACCACGAUACCAUAAUCUUAACAUUCAUUUUGGUGUGAGAGGAUAAAGAGGGUGGUCACAAAGCACUCAGGCAACUAGCAAAAAGUUGAAGCCUAGAAAUGUCCACUUAUCCUUGAGCUCAGGUACAAGCCUGCUUUCUCACAGUGGUUAUGCUGUUAUUGUGAGCAAGUAGUUCUGGAGUAUUUUAGCUGAUCCCAACAGCCACUGUGCUAUAGCAGGCCAAUCUACAGUAAAGUAAUGCUGUUACUGUGAGCAAGUACUUGUGAAGUAUUUGAAAUUUUGAGUUGAUCCCAACAGUCAAUCUGAUGUAGCACACCAAUCUACGCUAUGGCAACUGAAGCUGCGCAGACAGAUCUGAGUCACAUUUACUUACCAAAACCAGGCCCAUUAAUGUUCACCUGAACAUUUAUCUCAUUUUCAUUUUCUUUGUUGGUUAGCACUUGUUAAUUUCUAGACAAUUGACUCUGUGUGUAGCUGGAGAACUCGUGCUUAUGUAGCAUGGCUUUUAUAUGGAGCAUAACCAAAACAAAUGGCUUAAACCA